This is a messenger RNA of Microdochium trichocladiopsis, 1479 nucleotides long. RefSeq names its product emp24/gp25L/p24 family/GOLD-domain-containing protein. The transcript has 6 exons. Gene Ontology annotation, cellular component: mitochondrion. The coding region runs from base 1 to 1458 and encodes 485 amino acids. Lineage: Eukaryota; Fungi; Ascomycota; Sordariomycetes; Xylariales; Microdochiaceae. The record is from RefSeq and is a predicted model, not a curated record. Gene Ontology annotation, biological process: mitochondrial electron transport, succinate to ubiquinone; protein-FAD linkage; mitochondrial respiratory chain complex II assembly.
AUGGCUGGCCCGCGGUCCCUGCUGCAGUACAUCUGCAGCAUCGUGCUCUUCGUUGCCACAGUGCACGCCCUCAAGUUCGACCUCGCCGCCGACGGCAAGCUUCGCUGCAUCAGGAAUUUCGUCGGCAAGGACACCCUCGUCGUCGUCACCGCGACAGUGGGCGGAUUCAAGGGCGAUGGCCAAAGAGUCAACAUGCAGAUCAGAGAUGCUGUUGGCAACGAAUACGGCCGCCCCCAAGACGUGGCUGGUGAGCAGCGCACCGUCUUCCACUCGCACGCAGACGCUGCCUUUGACGUCUGCUUUGAGAACCUGAACUCUGGUGCCCGUGGGACUCCCUUCCGCCACAUCGAGCUCGACAUUGACAUUGGCGCGGACGCCAAGGACUGGUCGGCGAUCCAGGCGAGCGAGAAGCUCAAGCCCGUCGAGACGGAGCUGCGGCGCAUCGAGGAGGAGCUGGCCGAGGUUGUCACCGAGAUGGACUACCUGCGUGCGCGCGAGGUCAAGCUGCGUGACACCAACGAGAGCACCAACACCAGAGUCAAGUGGUUCGGCGUCGGCACCACGAUGUUGCUCGUCGGCCUCUGGGUCUGGCAGAUCAUGAUGCAAAUGACGCUGAUAUCAAGUCUGCGCAGCGUCAUGGUUGUGGUGUUGCUGGCUGGCACUACUGAAUGCGAGGCUGUAAAGGGUGCGACGACAACGACAAUGGCCUCGAGAAUCAUCCCCAGAGCUCUGCACUCCCCCACUGCGGCGACGCGACUCCUGGGCGGCGGCACCCUCCGCCUCCGCCCCUUCUCCACGGGCGCCGCGACCCCUCUCCGCGCCGCGGUCGGCAACAUCCCUCCCGGCCCGAAAGACCAGGGCGCCAACCUGACCUUUGAGGGCCGCGAGAUGGGCAUCGGCGAGCUCGAGGAGUCAGAGUUCAAGAUCGAGCCCAUCCGCCGCGUCGGCGAGGACGACGACACCAUGCGCGCCCGCUUGACUUACCAGUCCCGCAAGCGCGGCAUCCUCGAGUCCGACCUGCUCCUCAGCACUUUCGCCGACGAGCGCCUGCCGCACAUGACCAGGGACGAAAUGGCCGCCUACGACCUCUUCCUCGACGAGAACGACUGGGACAUCUACUACUGGGCCACCCAGGAGCCGCCCUCGUCGUCCUCCUCCUCCUCAGAGUCCUCCGCCGCCACAAACACCACCGACACCUCGUCCGCGAGCUACGCCGGCGGCGCAGAGGCCGAGGCCGCCAGCAAGGCCGCCGCCUCGACCACCAAGACGAACACCAGCACGGCCAGCCAGGCGGCCGGCGAGUGGGCCCAGACCGUCGGCACCUUCAAGCCCGCGUACCGGCCCGUGCCCGCGCGGUGGAAGGACAGCGCCGUCCUGCGGCAGCUGCGCGAGCACGUCAAGAGCCGCGCCGCCACGGGCAAGGGCGGGAUGGCCUUUAUGCCGCCUCUGCGGUCGUAGAGAGAACCCCCCCCCCCCCCC